AUGCAGGUCUCCGUGGGAGCCAUCGGGAGGUACAGCAAGACAUGGACGGAUCCCGACGAGUUCCGACCUGAGCGGUUCCUGCCCGGCGGCGAGGCAGAGGACGUGGGGCCUUUUCCGGGUCCCAAGGAGAUCAGGAUGAUGCCGUUCGGCACCGGGCAUAGGUUCUGCCCUGGCGUGGGUCUGGCCAUGAUGAACAUCAAGUGUUUCUUGGCUGCGCUCGUGCACGAGUUCCACUGGAAGCCACCCACGGAGGGUUGUGCUGGCGUCGACGUGACUGAGCUCAACACCUUCGUCAAGGGGAUGAAGACACCGCUUUCCGUGCGUCUCACGCGACGCACUUUAUCCUCUUGA
Molecule: messenger RNA, 351 nt
Organism: Triticum turgidum subsp. durum (durum wheat)
Lineage: Eukaryota; Viridiplantae; Streptophyta; Magnoliopsida; Poales; Poaceae
Source: the annotation of a GenBank genome assembly